Molecule: messenger RNA, 1329 nt
Organism: Cherax quadricarinatus
Lineage: Eukaryota; Metazoa; Arthropoda; Malacostraca; Decapoda; Parastacidae
Gene: mRpS29
Product: mitochondrial ribosomal protein S29
Biological process (GO): apoptotic process
Cellular component (GO): mitochondrial ribosome; mitochondrial small ribosomal subunit
Molecular function (GO): structural constituent of ribosome
Source: RefSeq, a predicted model, not a curated record
GGCUGGAGGUGAAGGUUUACCUGUGGUAACCCUUAACACUCACCACAAUAACAUCAACAUGGCCAGGCUUCUCUCCCGCAAUAUUUUCCAAAGUUUUUCUGAUUUUGGUGGUUGUAGUGCACUAGUGAGGAAUGUGGCUGUGGGGAGGGAAGCAAGAUGGUGGAGCAAUGAAGCAUCACCUGCAGUGAAGGUCACAGCACCUCGCACAUCUCUUAAUCAACCUGGACUGCAGACAGAGGAGCAACUGGGCUUGUGGUACACUCUAGAACAAGAUAUAGCAAAACAACUCUUUGGAUUGGGUGGUAUUCCCAAGCAGUUUGCAACUCAGUGUAAAACAUUUGCCGAGACCUGCCUCAUGAUCCGUAAACCAGCACUGACUACCAUUGAUUACAUCAAGAAGACAAAUCUUGCUUUACCACCAAACAAAUUUAUACUUUAUGGUCGGGAAGGUGUUGGAAAAUCAUUGUCGCUGGUGCACAUCACUCACUUCCUCUCCCAGGAUAAUUGGUUGUUAGUGCACAUACCAUGGGCACCUCGCUGGAGAAGAGGUUUUAAGGAGAUAACUGCCUCAGCUAGUGCCUGCCGGUACGACCAUCCUCUGGAUGCUGUUAUCUGGCUCCAACACUUCAAGUCUCAGAACUCUCAGCUUCUCAAGACCUUGCAGCUUGAGACAAGUGAGGAGUACAAGUGGUCUCGGCGUGAAGUGACCGAGGCUGGGGCCCCACUCAUUGACAUUGUGGAGUUGGGAAUAUCCCGUGCCAGGUUUGCCUCAGACUGCAUCAUGGCUGUCACCACUGAGCUGAAGAAGCACGCUACUCAUCAAAGGUGUAAAAUUGCUGUUGUAGCUGAUGGCAUCAACACUUUCUUCUGCCUGACGUCACGCUACCGCUUGGAGGAUCUCACAUACUUGAACCCAGAAAAUUUCACUAUCUUUCAGGCAUUCAUGCAAUUAUUCAAUAAUAAUUGGAGAAAUGGAGUUGUAGUUGCAUCAGUAGACAGCUUAGCCAAUGAUGGGGCGCGACGAGAGUCAUACUUGCCACGUUAUCUGCUGAGACAGAAGGGAUGGGAGACAUUAGACCCUUUUAUACCUAUUCUGGUGUCAAACUACAAUGAGUUGGAGAUGCAGAGCAUUGUGGAUUAUUAUGUUGACCGGAAUUGGCUGCAGAACCCAGGUGCGUCUUCAGAUACUGGACGAAGGGAGUUGGCUGGGCUUAGUAGUUGUAACCCAUAUACCUUAAUGAAUAUUUGUAAUUCACUUUAAAUGAAUGCCAUUAAUGUGUAAAGAGCAGUAUGUACAGUUGUACAAUAAAAUAUAUAAAUACUGCUAAA